Messenger RNA from Quercus robur (English oak), 1213 nucleotides. Its product is annotated as (+)-cis,trans-nepetalactol synthase NEPS1-like. Gene Ontology annotation, molecular function: oxidoreductase activity. Lineage: Eukaryota; Viridiplantae; Streptophyta; Magnoliopsida; Fagales; Fagaceae. The transcript has 2 exons. Bases 151 to 960 code for a protein of 269 amino acids. The record is from RefSeq and is a predicted model, not a curated record.
GUCGGACAACCUUUUCUUGGGAGCAGUUGGUUAAUAGUACUAUAUAACAAUUAACAAAUGAAACAUUAAAUAUAAUGUAAUGAGUUGUGUUCUUAGCAACUUUUGACAUAACAAAUAUAUUCAAUCACCUGAUUAACGCAAACAAACGAAAUGACAGACUCCACAGGCACAGCUCCAAAGAGCAAGCUCCAAGGCAAGGUGGCUAUAAUCACUGGCGGAGCAAGCGGCAUGGGCGAGGCCACGGCGCGCCACUUUGCCACUCACGGCGCAAGAGCCAUCGUCAUCGCCGACGUCCAAGACGAGAAGGGCCAAAACGUCGCUGCAUCUAUCGGCCCCAACAUAUGCACCUAUGUCCACUGCGAUGUCAGCGACGAGGAACAGGUGAAAACAUUGGUAGACUCCACAGUCAAUGCGUACGGACGCGUCGACAUCAUGUUUAACAACGCGGGCAUGGCUCGAGCGACCCACACGUGCGAUCAGACUGUGUUGGACGUAGACUUGACUGUCUUUAACAACGACAAGCUCAUGGCGGUGAACGCGCGUGGGAUGGUGGCGUGCGUGAAGCACGCGGCGAAGGCGAUGGUGGAAGGGCGCGUGAGGGGUAGCAUAAUUUGCACAGCGAGCAUGGCGGCGAGUAUGGGUACGGACAGGUUUGUCGACUACGUGAUGUCAAAGCAUGCAGUGUUGGGGUUGGUGAGGUCUGCGAGCUUGCAAGUGGGUUCAUAUGGGAUACGCGUGAAUUGUAUUUCACCAGGGGCAGUUGGGACGCCAUUGCUGAAGGAGAUGUUGGGGUUUGAAAAUGAUGAGGAGGUAGAUAAGGUGGUAGAGUUGAGUUCGAACUUGAAAGGUGGGGUGUUGAGGCCCAAAAAUGUGGCAGACGCUGUGGUGUUUCUUGCUUCUGAAGAUUCCCAAUUUGUCACUGGCCAUAAUUUGGCGGUAGAUGCUGGGUUUAGAGUCUAGAGUUAGCUAAGGACACACUGGCCCCCUAUUACUCUAAAUGUUUGUAUCUUGGUGUGUUGUGUCCUAGGCUAUUACUCGUUUGUUGCUUCACAGUUUUUUAUUUUUUGGUGUGUGUGUUUGUGUGUGUGGAUAAGGUUGCUUCACAGUUGGUUAUUGCAGAAUAGAUCGCAAUGAUUGUAAUGACCCAAAUAAUUAGACCAACUUGCUAUUUUUCCCCCAUGAUUCAUUUUUGUAUAAAUAUGUUCUUUUAUUA